Molecule: messenger RNA, 1340 nt
Organism: Cololabis saira (Pacific saury)
Lineage: Eukaryota; Metazoa; Chordata; Actinopteri; Beloniformes; Belonidae
Exons: 3
Coding region: 41-910 (289 amino acids)
Biological process (GO): interleukin-15-mediated signaling pathway; T cell activation; positive regulation of ERK1 and ERK2 cascade
Cellular component (GO): external side of plasma membrane; membrane raft
Molecular function (GO): MHC class II protein binding; protein tyrosine kinase binding
Source: RefSeq, a predicted model, not a curated record
CAGGUGCAAACAGAGUUGUUCUGGAGGGGAAGUCACAAACAUGACGACCAUGAAAAGACUCCUGCUGCUUCUCGGUCUGCUGCAGAAAGGUGUGAGCUGCGCCAAGGAAAGCCUGUUCGUGUACAGCCACCGCGGCGGGGACGCGUUGCUCCCGUGCCCGGCCGCGCCGCCCGGCUGCUCCUCCAUCACCUGGAGCUUCUUCAAGGGCGGGGAGGUGCAGUACUCCCGGGAGGUGGAGGCCGGGGCGGUGCGGCCCGAGUCGGACCGGUUCGGCCGCAUGUUCCUGACCUCCGACUGCUCGCUGCGCAUGCGCGGCCUGCAGCUGGACGACGCCGGCUCGUACGCCUGCGAGCGGCUCCAGGAGCGGGUGGCCGACGUGUAUCUGUCCCUGCUGGACAUCAGCUCGGACUCCGGCGUGGCGGAGCUGCGGCCCGGGGGGAGCCUGGUUCUCUGCUGCCUGCUGUUCACCUACUACGACCCCGGGACCUGCGCCAGCAGCGUGGCCCGGGGCUUCCAGCUGCGCUGGCUGGCGGAGGACGGAGCGCCGCUGCGCAACGACAACAGGUUCACGCUGAUGGAAGACAACUACUGCAACGUGACCCUGGUGGUGAAGCUGCAGGCGGAGGACGACAACAGGAGGUGGAGGUGUGAGGUGAACGCGGUCGCAGCAGACGGAGGGACAGCUUCUCUGGACUUCAGGUCCUCGUUUCUGCUCCUCAACACUCCUGCUGCUGCCCAGGAUCCGGACCCAGACGUCUCCAGCAGCCGGCCGUGUCCCGUCCAGCUGCCCGUCAGCCGCAUCGUGCUGUGCGUGGCUCUGCCGCUCAUGGUGGCCAUCGUGGCCGUCGUCACGUGGACGCGGGACCACAAGAGAGCCAAGACGUCAGCCGCCGCCAGCUUCAGGAAAUGAGAUGAUUAGUGAUCACUGAUUUGUUUGUAUUUUGUUUUAUUCAGUCAUGCAGCCUUAAUUUUAUGUCCUUGUGAAUCCCAGAUGUUGUGGGUGUCAUGCAGAUGUGAAUUCAUAUUUUGAUCUCAACAUAACCUGCUUUAAUGGACGAAAUGAGAUAGUAGAUUCUUCUUGAGAUGCACAGAUAUGACAAAUGUCACGUGUUUGACAUGAAGUUUAGUUUUACUGAACUGAGGAAAGAGUUUAAUACCAAAAAAAGCUUUUUAAGUUCAAGUUCAAAGAAAUUACUAAGGUUUUAGCAAAACAACCUAAAAUAUAAGUGAAGAUGUCUCUUUGUUAUGAAUGUUUUAUUUAUUAAAAUUGUAUUUUGAAGAAUUUCUUGUCACCUCUACAUUUUUGGUUUAUUCUUUAUUUUCUUUCCUGUUCUCCUUUC